AUGGAAGUUCGUAUAGCAUCUGCAAGCUCUGGACUGACGAUGAGUGUAUAUGAACAAGGAGUUAUAAAAGCUGAGGUUCGUGGACUCACCUCGUAUGCUCCAGAAGGAGCAGACAUUGGUGAUAUGGUGGUGAGCGUAGACGGUAAACUCAUUUCAAAGGUUGGUUCGGCAGCCGACGUUGAACGAAUGCUCACUGAAGGCCGAGUUAUUCGUCUUCGGAAAGGUCGAAUUACCACAAAGAGCAGUUCCGAGGCGGCAAAGGUUCUCUUAAAUAAAGUC
Cooperia oncophora is the source of this 279-nucleotide messenger RNA. Lineage: Eukaryota; Metazoa; Nematoda; Chromadorea; Rhabditida; Trichostrongylidae. The record is from the annotation of a GenBank genome assembly.